Molecule: messenger RNA, 945 nt
Organism: Nanorana parkeri
Lineage: Eukaryota; Metazoa; Chordata; Amphibia; Anura; Dicroglossidae
Product: olfactory receptor 497-like
Exons: 1
Coding region: 1-945 (314 amino acids)
Biological process (GO): G protein-coupled receptor signaling pathway
Cellular component (GO): membrane
Molecular function (GO): G protein-coupled receptor activity; olfactory receptor activity
Source: RefSeq, a predicted model, not a curated record
AUGUUACUUCAGAAAAAUCUAACACUUAAAGAUGAAGUCCUGAUUGUUGGAUUCGAGAACCUCAGUGACUACAGAAUCCCUCUCUUCCUUCUCUUACUGAUCAUUUACACAUUCACUUGCAUUGAAAACAUCCUGAUAAUAUUCUUGGUACGUAUAAGCUCUCGUCUCCAUUGUCCCAUGUACAUCCUGAUCGGGAAUUUGCUCUUCUGCGAAUUCCUCUAUACAACAGACCUGGUGCCCCUGAUACUGCAACACAUGCUAUUGGGAAGAGGGGUCAUCUCCCGCCUUGGCUGUUCUAUCCAGUUAAGUGUAUCUGGAUGCAUAACGAUGGUUGAGACUCUGCUGCUCACUCUGAUGUCAUACGACAGAUAUUUGGCUAUUUGUAAGCCUCUCAGGUAUUCAGCCCUCAUACACAAUAGACUCUGCUUGUAUUUCGUAAAUGGGUUUUGGUUCAUUUCAUUUAUAUCCGCUGCAGUUAUAUUUUACUUUGUAAUAAAUAUUAAAUUUUGUGGCCCUUUGACCAUCGACCAUUUCUUCUGUGACUUCACCCCUUAUAUUUCCUUUGCAUGUUCAGACAUACUGCCACUUGUUUUAUUUUCCUUAGUGAUCAGCAUUCUUGCAACUAUAUUACCUUUCUUUUUGAUUGUUCUGUCCUACAUAUUUAUUAUAAUUACAAUUCUCAGGAUACAGACGUCGGAGGGAAGGCAGAAAGCCUUCGCCACCUGCAGCUCGCACCUCCUAGUAGUGACUUUAUAUUACGGAGCACUUUUUUGCUUAUAUGGGAUGCCGAGGAGUAGUCAGUUUCUCAAUGUUUACAAAGGGUUGUCCUUCACAUACUUUUCAGUGACUCCGAUGGUAAACCCCAUCAUAUAUACUCUAAGGAAUCAGGAAAUUCAUAAAGCUCUGCAGGCGGCAAUUAGUAAAAUGAAAGCUGUUUAUUGUUAA